This is a messenger RNA of Temnothorax curvispinosus, 3638 nucleotides long. RefSeq names its product integrin alpha-5-like. The coding region runs from base 267 to 3458 and encodes 1063 amino acids. The transcript has 20 exons. Lineage: Eukaryota; Metazoa; Arthropoda; Insecta; Hymenoptera; Formicidae. Gene Ontology annotation, biological process: cell adhesion mediated by integrin; cell-matrix adhesion; integrin-mediated signaling pathway. Gene Ontology annotation, molecular function: integrin binding. Gene Ontology annotation, cellular component: external side of plasma membrane; integrin complex. The record is from RefSeq and is a predicted model, not a curated record.
UAUGCUGUUUCUUAUUAAUUCCUGUGCUUGGCUGGAUGCAUAUUAAAAUUUUAUUCAAAAAAUUAAUCUACAUCGUUUUCGCAUCAGUUUUAUACAUUUUUGUCGUGCAGUUAUUAGGGAUUCAGAAAAGAAGAGAGUGAUGAUCAAGUCGGAUCGUUAAUAAACGGCAGUUCGCUGUAAUUCGUUGGUGACCAUUGGUGACAGCAUCAAAUAUAUGAAAUUAUUAUUUAUCCGUGGUGAAAACUCGUGAAGUGUUUCGCUGCGCAAUGACGAAAUUUAUAUUAUUUUUCAAUCUUCUAAUCGUGUCUGCGUACAAUAUUGAUACAGAUUAUCCAAUAUUGUAUCCGAACAGUGCGACUAAUGCGGACCAAUAUCUAUACACGAAAUUCGAACGUAAUUAUUUCGGCUAUUCGGUGUUGCUACAUCGUGACUUGCAGAAGAAUAUCUCAUGGUUACUCAUAGGAGCACCUCGUGGAAAUUAUACACGCCAUGGUAUAUCAUGGCGUGAUACAUCAGGUUUUAAAUUUUUAGACGAACCUGGUGUAGUUUACCUGUGCAGUUUACCAGGUCCAUGUAUGGAGGUCAGACCGACCAUUUCCGCGAAAGACGAAGAAUUAUACAUACGCCAACUCAAUAUGCGCGCAUAUGUAAAGAAGGAACAUUCCUGGUUUGGUGGUGCAAUGUCGGUAGAAAAGAACAGCGGUUUCCUUACGAUAUGUGCCCCGCGAACGAUUCUGAGCAUUAUCAAUAGCAAGAAAUACACAGACACCUUGCAAGGCAUUUGCUACAGCGGACGAACGUCUUGGACAACAUUGGAGUCGGAAAUAUCUGAAAUUAACUAUUUUGAUUUCAGCAAAGAUACGUGGUUUAAUCCAAUGCACGGUUUCUCUGUUGCCUUUGCAACACCGCAGAAAAUGUACAGAGCAAUAAGCCGUAUCGUAGGAAGACCAAGUGACAAUAUCAUAGGUAGCGUCAAUAUAGCACAUUUCUGGAAGCACUCAUUUUAUGAGAUCAAUAGGAAAACCACAGAGAUACCGAUACACGACAAUCUGUCGCAAUUUGGCUAUGCGGUAACAUCAGGAUAUUAUUUCAACCAGAAUCAACCCUUUUACGCCUGUGGGGAUCCGGGAUGGAAUUAUGUAGGGCAGGUCGCUGUAGUCGAUUUGAACGGAGAUUUUGUACCUUUGAUCACUAAUCUUCGUGGUACUGACAUCGGCGAAUUCUUCGGGGCGAGCUUGGCUAGCGGUGAUUUAAACAACGACGGUCUGCACGAUCUUGUGGUCGGAGCUCCGCAUUGGGGGAAUGAUAACGGCAGAAUCUACAUAUAUCUGGGCAGCUCGAAGAAAGAGUUCGAGACAGCCGCGAUUCUAAAAGGCACCAGAGAGGAUGCACAGUUCGGUUAUGCGGUGGCAAUCGGCGAUGUAGACGGGGACGGUUUUGGCGAUAUUAUAGUGGGCGCUCCUUGGGAGGACUCCGGAGCAAUUUACGUUUACAACGGCGACGCGAGUUUAAAGGAUAAAAUAAAACCUACGUUGACACAAAGGAUCACGAUGCAAUUCUCUAGUCCCAAUCUUCCGGCAAAAGGAGCAAAUAUACAAACGUUUGGAUUUUCGAUAUCUGAACCCAUCGAUAUAGAUAACAACGGGUAUGCGGACAUCGCGGUAGGCGCAUAUAAAUCCGGACAUGUCGUAGUACUUCGAAGUAAACCCGUUAUAAGAACAAAUUUGACCAUAUACACCAUUCCAAGCACUUUACACAGGAACAAUAGUAGCUUUUUGAUCGAAGCGUGUGUUGAAUAUCAUAGCUACGACAUACCAAACACACACACUUUCAAAGUCUCUCUUAUCGUAGACAAAAAAUAUAAACGUAGUAAAGAGACUUCAUUGGAUGUGUACUCGAUAGAUGCCCAUACGUGUGUGAAUGCUACUAUUACUCUUUCGGAUAAUAUUCAAAAUUUCAUUGAACCGAUUACCAUUUAUGCAUCUCACGAUUUUACAUGUAAUGAUUCGUCUGAAUUUUGCAAGACUUGCCCUAUUGAAAGCAGAAAUGCUAGAUCGAGGAGUGCGCAAAUUUUGCUUCCCUUUGAUAUUGGAUGCGGGGAUGAUAGAGUCUGCAAUUCCAGCAUACACGCAAUAAUGAAAUUUUGGGGAAUCAGGGAGAAUAAUACGUGGGUGAUCGGUUCCAACGACAUCACUUUGGAAACAAGUUUAAAGAAUUUCGCUGAGCCGGCAUAUCUCACGACUAUCGUGUUUACUCUCCCAAAAGAAAUAGUACUGCGCAGUAUCUUACCAUUCUGCGAAGAAGACACGGAUGACGAUACCCUGACUGUUAUUUGCAACGUCGGCAACCCGCUUGGAAUGUAUGAGGAGAAAGUUAUGAGACUCGAUUUGGAUAUGAAACAUCUGACCGACGGUUCGUUGCAUGGGCAAGUUUUGGAGUUCUCUGCGGAGAUACAAACUCACAGCGUAAACCAUGGCAUGUAUAUGAUUAAAUCACUGCUGACUUUGCAAAGCGAAGCAUCUUUGUCGCUAGACGGAAAAGCGAACGAGAAAAGUUACUAUCUAUUCAAUUUAGAUAGUGAUCAAUCGGACAUAAUUUUUCAACAUGUUUAUCAGAUAUUGAAAUUCGGUGUGACGCCUAUAGAAGAGGCGCGGCUUGUGAUCAAUUUACCAAUAUCCAUAAACGAUUCAGAUUCUUUGGUGCUUUUGUAUGAGCCGCGGAUUUAUAUAUCUGGAAGAUAUUACGACUGCUUAUCGAAUGGGGUGGAUCUAGUGGAUGUACAGCAGGAUGAACUUUCGGGAGAGACGGUGUCGGACGCAUCUGAUUUGUAUAAUCCAAAUUAUAAUAACGAAACGUUGCAGAACGCGACGCAUAAUGUAUUCAAGAGGAACGCGGACAGUCACGUAGCUUUUGCUGCUCGUAUUUUACAGACGUUGUACAAUAUGAGAAUGACAAGAUUCGAAGAUUCGAAUGAUAAUCUGACAGUCCGAGAACGCAAUAUCGUAUACGUGAACUGUUCGACGUACGGCGUGAAUUGUUCGACGAUCUACUGCGAUCUGAAUGCGUUAAGGACGCAACAGGACGUCGGCAAAUUGACGAUGAGAUUAAUUCUCAACGCCACGAGGUUUAAAGAUAAUUUCAAAUUGUCGAACGAAAUGAAGAUCGUGAAAUUCAGCACGGACGCUCACGUCGAAAUCAUAAAACCGACAAACAGGAUUUUUGGAAUAGAUGAAAGGAAUGAUACGAAUGUCACGACAGAAUUUCAUGGCGCAGCGAAGACGCAGAAACUGCAAUUGUGGGUUGUGAUUGCGUCAAUCUUGUUAGGUCUAAUAUUACUAUGCAUCGUUAUUAUUAUAUUAAAUACGGUAGGUUUUUUCAAGAGGACGACGAAAGAAGAGCUAUUCGCUUUAAAUUCUGAUGAGGUAACGGAGGAUGCAGAGAAAGGCACAUCCGAAUAAAGGAGAUAUUCUCAUAUGUGUAUUUUCACAUAAAUUGGGAUGUUCUCUUAUAAGUUUAUACAAAUAAAAAACGAUUUAUAAAAUAUUAUUUUUUUAAUUAACAUUACACAGUCAAGUAUUGCUCGUGCAAGCAAUACUUAAUACAUCGACGAGACUUAUAUAAUAAAAGUAUUUACAUUA